UGCAGUGUAUAAACAAAACAUGACCUGACGAUGUCCAAAAUGAUUUUUUUAGUGAUUUUUGUAGUUUCUGUAGGCCUAAGUAGUGCUCAGUUGGUCCAAAAUUUGAAGUGCGAUCCUAAUAUUAAUUUAGUGAACAACUUCAACGUGACAAAAUUUCUCGGAAAAUGGCACGUGGUCCGACGCACAGAGAAGCCUGGUCAUCCAACGGAAUGUUCACAUCUGGAAAUCGUGAAGGAAAACGACCAGAUACAUUUACAUGACAGAGUUGUCAACCAGAACUUCCUGGAAGAAGUGAAGAGCCCCGCAACCCACCCUGCUGGCACAGCAAAGCUCAGUAUUAAUAGAGUGAACUCCAAUGAACCCACCGACUUUUGGAUUCUGUCAACGGAUUACGAACAUUUCACUCUUGCUUAUGCCUGUGAGGAUGAUGGUCCAGCAAGAAAAGUAACCAUAUGGCAGUUGGGAAGAGAACCAUCCUUCCCCACUCCAGCGAUGGAUACCUUGAUGAACCAGACAUUGUCCACAUUGCUUGACAUCACCACAACCAAUCUCAUUGCUGUGGACCACUCGGAAACAGCUUGCAGAAUACUGCCCGAUAUCCCCGCUGGACAAAAUGUCAUAUUACCUGGACAAUGUGAUCCGAAUAUGCCUGUGGUACAAAACUUCAACGUUCCUGCGUUCUUGGGAGAAUGGAUCGGUAUAUCAAGUUACUACUCUGCAAACCAACUUGGCGCAUGUGGCCGAGCAAAAUAUACACUUUCUGAAAGCGCAGUAGUCGUCGAAAACAGUAUGGUAGUCAAUCAAAAGCUGGAAGUCAUCAGAGGCAGAGCCGUCGUCAAUACCCCGGACGGCAGCGCUAGGCUUCUAGUGACAUUGGAGGUUAGACCUGGAGUUUUCGUCGACUCUCCGUUGUGGGUCCUGGCAACAGACUACACCAAUUACGCAGUUUCGUAUACUUGUUUGAAUCUACCUAACAACCAAAAACAAGUAAACGCCUGGAUCCUAAGCAGGACACGCCAACUGACGAACGCAGCUCAGCUUGACGUUGACAGAGUGAUAAGCAGCGAAGUUGACCUGAACAAGCGUUAUUUCAUCGAGGCUGACCAGAGCGAACAGAGCUGCUUCUACUACCCUGAGCCCGUGCCCCAGCAACCAGUCGUCUUCCGUGGACGAUGUGACCCCAAUAUUCCAGCCAUGGCCAAUUUCAAUGCCGUAGCGAUGAUAGGAGACAUGCUGGGUCGUGAGAUUAAGAUACUGGUUUUAGAAAUGGAAUCCCGUAUCCUCUUACCCACAAUAGUAUGA
Maniola jurtina (meadow brown) is the source of this 1302-nucleotide messenger RNA. RefSeq lists its product as uncharacterized. The coding region runs from base 31 to 1302 and encodes 423 amino acids. NCBI's taxonomy places the organism in Eukaryota, Metazoa, Arthropoda, Insecta, Lepidoptera, Nymphalidae. The transcript has 8 exons. The record is from RefSeq and is a predicted model, not a curated record. Gene Ontology annotation, molecular function: pigment binding.